Cryptomeria japonica (Japanese cedar) is the source of this 992-nucleotide messenger RNA. RefSeq lists its product as uncharacterized. The transcript has 2 exons. Lineage: Eukaryota; Viridiplantae; Streptophyta; Pinopsida; Cupressales; Cupressaceae. The record is from RefSeq and is a predicted model, not a curated record. The coding region runs from base 14 to 457 and encodes 147 amino acids.
UGAUUUUCAGUUGAUGGACAUGCAAGAGUCAAUGUGGCAAGAUACCUUGACACCAUUUGUUGAGGAAACCAUUUUACAAGUUAACAAAUGGGGAUUUAGCCUUGCAGAUUUACAAGUAAGGAAAAAACAGAUGAAGGGAAUCAAAUCAUGGUUUCAUUCACUGUUUAAUGAAGUUCAUGAAGAGUGGGAGGGAUUUCUUGGACCAAUACAUAUUUGGCAGGGCAUGGAUGACCGGAUCGUACCCUACCCCUUAAAUGAUUAUGCAAAACGUAUGGUACCUGGUGCCAUUCUUCAUAAGCUGAUUGGUGAAGGUCAUUUUUCAUAUUUUUAUUUUUGUGAUGAAUGCCAUAGAGAAAUAUUUAUUACGCUCUUUGGAAUUCCGAGAGGCACAUUGUCCAUUGAUCCUGAUCCAGAGAUAGCCCAUGGUUCAGAGUCAGCUGAAGACGGAGAGUUGUAAAAAGAGGACUAAAUAACGUGAAAAAAAAAAAAUUUCUAAAUGGGAAUUCUGUUUAAGUUAUAAGUUCCCAAUGGAUUUUGGGAAUAGAAUUCUGUGCAGCAGAGUGACUGAGUCUAGGAAGAAAAGCUGUAGCUAUAUGGAAAAACUAUACUUGUAAAUUGAGGGAGCAUUCCUCUGUUGGGAAAUUGAACCAUAGCUUCGGAAUAGGAUAUGCAUGUUGUGCAUAUUUUAUCAUUCAAGUUGAAAGGAUUACCGAUGUGUGGGCCUCAGCUAAGCUUGUGGAAAGGCUUCAAGAAGUUGGAGGUUGAAAACGGAGAAUGAAUUGCAUAAAAAUGGCGUUUCCACAUUUCUCUAUGGCCAUUUCUUGUAACAGUUAUGGCAAAUGGAAUCUGAAACUCUGUAUUCAUAUUCUUCAUUUGAGCAAUAAAAUUUUCAGUUACCAAAAUUGCAAGGAAAUGCAUCACAAAUACAGGCCCCAUUUAUUUUUAAUUUCUAGAGUAAUGGGUAGCAUUUCUUUAUCGUAAAAAUCUAUACG